CAGGUAACGGGCCGCGGCCGGCGCCCCCCCCCCCCCGGGCCCGCCGCGGGGCUCACGCCGCUCUCGCCUUCUCGCUCUCAGGCCUGCCGCCCACCAUGCAGAAAGUCAUGUUCAAGGGACUUCUACCGGAGGAGAAGACGUUGCGGGAAAUAAAAGUCACCAACGGUGCAAAGAUAAUGGUGGUUGGUUCCACGAUCAAUGAUGUGCUAGCAGUCAAUACUCCCAAAGAUGCUGCGCAACAGGAGGUGAAAACGGAAGAAAAUAAAAAAGAGCCCCUCUGUAGGCAAAAGCAACACAGGAAAGUAUUGGAUAAAGGAAAACCGGAAGAUGUAAUGCCUUCUGUUAAGGGUGCUCAGGAGCGCCUGCCAACAGUGCCCUUAUCCGGCAUGUACAACAAAACAGGGGGAAAAGUGAGGCUGACCUUUAAACUAGAGCAAGAUCAGCUGUGGAUAGGCACUAAAGAGAGAACAGAAAAAAUACCCAUGGGGUCCAUUAAAAAUGUGGUGAGUGAACCUAUUGAAGGACAUGAGGAUUACCACAUGAUGGCAUUUCAACUGGGCCCUACAGAAGCAUCUUACUACUGGGUCUACUGGGUACCUACUCAAUAUGUUGAUGCAAUCAAAGACACAGUACUGGGCAAAUGGCAGUAUUUUUGAAAGCACGCUCACCUCUGGCACAGGAGACUGACACAAAACUAAGGACACUGCUGGGAGAGGCCUCCAACAUCCCUGGAACUUUAUUAAUAAAAUAUGAUAUAACGAGGCAUUGACAGAAGCCAGAGGUGAUGUUCUUUCACCAUUAGUUUAUUUUUAACUUAAAAAUUUCAGCAUCCCUUUUCUGCAGACAGCUUCAAUCAUAUUUAAAGCAAAUACAAUGGAAAUCAAUAAAUUGUACUUCAUAAAACAUGGUGUGUAAUACACUUAAAUCUGCUGAGAGUAGAUCUUCCAAUUUAGUUUUCAGAAGAAAAUAUUACAUUGUAUUGUUGAGGAUUUUUUAUGUGAUUUGAACAAAAGACAGAUAUUUUCAUAAUUUUUCAGUUACAAACAGACUUAAUUUAGUUAUUUGGUUGUGAUUGAGAGUUUGAAAACAGUUUUUUAAAUUUUUAAACAGUAUGCAAAAUUGGGGUUUUGUAAGCCAUAUUAUGCUGGCCCUUUUAUUUCAGGUUCGACUUUUUAGUAGCAAAUUUUUAACUUUUUUUUAACCCAAAGAUGCCCUGUUCUUCUGUUUUUCUACCAGCAGCUCUGGGAUGAUGCUUGCAGUGUUGCAUAUUGGGAGCAGGAAGAUACCACUGUAGACUUUCUGUAGCCAAGAUGGCUUGGUGCUGCUUACUGUCCCAUUUCAUGCAAUUUCAAUCAUUUUUUUGUUGUUGUUGCAUAUUUCUGCCCUUGUCUGUUUUAUCCUACAGCAACAAAAUGCUAACAUUGACCUAGUUGCCUGAGUUAGUAUUGAUUUUUUGUUUUGUUUUGUUUUUGUCUGAACUCUGCAAAGGACUCCUGAAGUGAGUGUGCUGCAGUUGUAAUAAAGAUGAUGCUACAGGAAGUGAACCAAAGAGACUUCCUAUUAAUGUUUGGGAUAAACUGGCCAAGAUGCCCCUUUAUUUGGAUAUUGCAUAAAUAGGGUAGAAUAUGUGAUCGGAGUUUGAAAAAUCCUACUAGUAUAAUUCAGUAAGUCUACAAAGUUUUGUACAUGCACCCAACAACUGGCUCUCGUCUUUAAAAGGUAAAGAUAGUAAGGCUACACUUCAGCUUUCCUCAAGUUUCCAACUAAUUAUUCUAGUUCUUUUACCCUAGUUUUUUCUGAAGUAUUGUCCCUCAUCUGUAGCUCAUGACAUUCUGCCUGUUCAUUUAGCAGUUAAAUUAAAGUGCCAUUGAUCUCAGGUUUUCUGAGUGGACCCUUUCAGUCCUGGAAAGGUUCACGCCCUUAAUGGAUUGUAUUGCACAGCAAGGCUGAAUCAGUCCUGCUAUCCAAUUAACCUGCAUAUAACAGAUCACUGUUCCAAUUUUUAUCUCUUGGUUUUUUAAAACACUGUACACUUCUUAGUAUUAUUUGAUAUGUGUUUGUGAAAUUGGAAGGGAAACAUCCCUCUUUAUCAAAGGCUAGAUUUAACAUAUUCCUUGUUCAUAUUUCAUUUUAUUUGAAAUAACCAUGUUGAAACUCAGCAGAUACAAACUUCUUUUAUAAAGAUAGAAGGGGAGGGGUCAGCUGUGGUGUGGGCUUUUUUUACUUCUUCAGAUAUGAUUGUUGAAAGUCAAUUUGCAUUAAGGUUCUUUAUUUGCCUGCAGACUACUGGUGGCAAUAUAAUGUGGCUCUGGUUUGUCUUUCCAGUUUGAAUAUCCCUGCAGUAUAAAUUAGUGUCAAAGGUGUUCUAUUCCCCUGUCUAUAAGUUGGUCACAUGCGUGUUACACUAGUAGCUUGAGAGACUUCCUUUAUAUAUGAAAACCCAUACUAAUGUGUCUUGCCAUAUUAAUACGUGCAUUGUAACGGACUGUUCUGAAAUAGUACAAUGUGAGUUUCCUAGGACAACCUCUGAAAGCCCUUAGCAAGUGCAUUCAUUCUGGUAAUAGAGUUGCUGUCGGUUUUAUUACCUUUGAGCGAGAUGUAAAACUUACAUGCAGAUAUCAUGCUUUUUAUCUUCUGAUGGCCAAUUUUAGUAUUAAGGCUAAAACUGCAGUAUUUGAAAGAAAGUGCAUUCCCCCUGCAUUCUGUCCUGUCCUGCAAUUUCUUCUAAGCACUCCAGUGAACUCAGUGUUCAUACUCAGUAAUGUGGCUGAGCACACUGUACCACUAGUGCCUGUGCCGGGUAAAACAGAUCACUGACAUUUCAAAGGACACCGUUAGUGGAAAAAAUUCUAGCUCUUGCAUUACAAACAUCUUAUGUUAUUACAAAUGUAGAAAAUAAUUACAUUCAAAGGAACUUUUCCCUGUUUAUGUUCCUUAUUUCUUUUUACCUUCAUUUGAUUUAAAACAUGAAAUUCAUACCACUUUUGUUCACCCAAUUUCAGUUUCAGAUUCUAGGGGCGGUUGUUUGGGUUACAGCACGGGAAGGGGAUCUGCGUCUAACCUGUUUUCAUUGGUGGCUUGGGAUUUCUUGGCUGUUCAUUGCUUUGGGGUUUUAUGAAAGUUUAUUUGAAUUUGAGAAUAAUCUGAAAUACUAAUAUAAAAGUUGACAGUGCCCCUUAUCUCAGUUCUAUCUGGAGCAAUGUGGAGCUUUGUGUGGUUAGCUACUCUCUGCAAAAGUAACCUAAGCUAUAUCUACACUAGCACUUUUGUUGAUCAAAUGUGUAUAAACAUACUGAGCGAUCAGUUACAUCACAGAAGUGCUGGUGUGCACAGCACUAGAUCAGCAGGAGACACUAUCCACCUGACAUGGUUACUGCCAUUCGUUGGUGGUGGUUUAAUUAUGCCAACAGGAGUGCUUUCUCCCAUUGGCAAAAAGUGGCUAGAUGGGAGACCUUAUAACAGCACAACUGUGCUGCUGCAAGGUGUCUUGUGUAGACAUAACUUUAGUUAACUUUGUUCAUAAACACCUAGGAAUACACAAUAACUUCAGUGUAUGUACUACAGUCUGCUGAGUCCAAGUCCAAGAACCAUUUGGUACUCUGAAUAUCCCUGAAUUCCCUUUAUGUAACCAUGGGCGAUUCCUUGCUGGAUCCAGGAUAUGAAAGAGUUACUCACCUUGUGCAGUAACAUCUGUUCUUCGAGAUGUGUGUCCCCAUGGGUGCUCCACUCGAGGUACUGGACUCACCUCUGUGCCGGGACGAGUCCAGCACCUCGAGUAAAGCACCCCCGGGGACACCACUCGACGAAGAACCAUUGAUCCAAAGAGACCAAGGCGCGCACGAGCAGAGAUGGGGUAAAGAGUAUGUUGGCAUACCCGUACGUAAUACACACUUACUGCAAAAUAAACAUUAGAAAUUAGAUACAUUUUAUUUGUACUUCAAUUGGCUGAAUAAGAUUAUUAAAGAUUAUUUGUUUAAAGACCAUAGGGAAUUUGCCAUCAUUUUUAAUUAUCUUUAUGAACUAUACAGAAGUUGAAUUUCUUCAGUUAUUUUCAUGUUAAACUCUUUAAUAGGGCGUUCUUCUAAUCCUAAUUCUAAAAGAAUAUAUUUCUCAUUAGUACCCCAUCAUGAAGUAGCAGCAUAGGUAACUUUUAUGGUUACUGGCAAGCAGUGAAAGUAUUUGGAAUGCAUAUUUUUGGUGGGAAUGAGGAAAGUAUUUCCAUGAGCACCAAUCCUCGCUGUUUUUCAGGUGUCAUCUGGCCAACAUAUCUGUAUUAGCCAUUCUAGGUGCCAGUGUUUCUUUGAAGUACAUUAGCACCAACCCCUGUAAGUCAGGUGCCUCAUUGAAGUUGAACAUCUAGUCAAUGCUACCAAAAUAGGAGCAUGCCCUUUUCUGUAUUGCUUCUGAUCUUUCCUCGCCUGGGAUGUCUCCUUAUCUCCGCUUGUUUUGAAUAUAGUAUCCACUCCGUAAUUCUCAACAUCUCGAGUGUAAGCAUCUUACUGAUGGUAUUUGCAUAUCAGUACAAACCUAUGCUUUUACAUUUUUACUGGGCACAAGCAUCAGCUGCACCAAUUCUUAUGCUCAGUCAUUUUUGUAUGAAGAAUGUAUAAUACCUGUAAGUUUCCCACAUUAAUUUCAACCUUAAAUUAAAUCAUGCAAGAGUAAGUAUAUCUCAAGGAUAAUGUAUUACUAGUUAGGAUAAGGGUUCUUUUGUGGUGGUUAGUUGGGCAAAGUCACAAGAGAAAAAGAAAAAGUGGUUCAGGAAAGGAUUAGUUAAGAAACUGAUAACAUGCAAUACCCUUGUAGCAUAUGCACAGAUUGUAUCCACCUUUCCAUAUGGUAAGGGCCAAAGAUAGACAGUUCCUAUUCAAUACCAUUUAUAUCAAAGGUGCCAUAUUUUGGUGGUGAUUUCUUCCUUUUUCUCCUAUCUGACUUCAACUGUCCCUCAGAAUAAUCGGUGAUGCAACUAUCAGGCCACUGGCCUGUUCUCCUCAGAGCACAUGCUCAGAACUCUGUGAUUCAGUUGGUUGGGGUGCCAACUCCGUGCUGAAAGUUUUGCUUUCAAACUCUCCUUUCACUCUUGACUCCUCUCUCUCUCCUUUCCCAAGACAUCUAUUUAAUUUGGAGAUUCAUACUCCAUACUUCCACUGCCAGUUCUGAGUUGACUUUUUUUAUCAUGUUUAUUGUCAGGGUCACUUCAUUGGAGGGAGGCUAGGAUCGCUGUAGCAAGUCAUAUGUAGACCACAUGGUCAUUUUACCUUCCAGCAAAAAAUGUGCUUUAUGUGGCUCAAAGACGUUUACUAUAUUUUACCCAUAUUCUAGGUAAUUCAUUCUUUGGUUCUAUAUCUUUUUUUUUUUAAGACCAUGUUUAAGUUUUCACUGCAGAAUUAUUAUAAAAUGGAAUAUGUAAGUACCAUAAUUAUGGUAUUUUAAAAUAAUCUAUUUCCUAUUUUGGAGGAGGGGGAGAUGACAAAUAUUUAGUCUUAGAUUUGCACUGCUGGAUUUUUUUUAAGUGUAACCUUGACUGGUUAUCCUAUUGUUUUAUUCUGUAAAAUUAGUCUUAUCUAUUAAAGUUUGAUAAUUAAG
Messenger RNA from Pelodiscus sinensis (Chinese soft-shelled turtle), 5586 nucleotides. The record is from RefSeq and is a predicted model, not a curated record. NCBI's taxonomy places the organism in Eukaryota, Metazoa, Chordata, Testudines, Trionychidae.